This is a messenger RNA of Suillus clintonianus, 1825 nucleotides long. RefSeq lists its product as uncharacterized. Bases 297 to 1745 code for a protein of 482 amino acids. NCBI's taxonomy places the organism in Eukaryota, Fungi, Basidiomycota, Agaricomycetes, Boletales, Suillaceae. The record is from RefSeq and is a predicted model, not a curated record. The transcript has 10 exons.
GCCCAAGUCUUCCCCAUCUUGACCAGACAGUACUUAGCACCAAGUACUGUAAUGUUGGACGAUACGAUACGUACCCAGUACUUACACGUGUUACCUAUCCCGGAGGAUUAGCCUCCGGGACUACUUCUGACUUGCUUCCCUUUCUGUCCUACCUCAGCCUUGUCUACUACAUCCGCUGAGGUACCUUGCUAUACACAGCCAUUUGUAUAUAGCCGAAGCAAGCCAGCACUGCCACUUAAUUGACAUCUGUCAUCCGACCAUUCCACACGCAGGGUACUUUCGCAGCGCCGCAGCACAUGCAAUGUACGGGAGUAGAAGAAUCACGUCCUUGGGUCAUCACCGUUAUUCGUGCCCAAGGCUAUCAACCUUUGCGUCCUGAAAAGUCUUGGAGACCAAUCGUUUCUGUCGUAGUAGACGAGCACCAGCGUUAUGAAGUGAACUUGGGAUGUGACGGGCAGAACCCAAACCUCAGGGAACGUUUCAUGAUGCGGGGCACAGACGUCGGUUCCCGAGUGGACAUCAAUGUGUACCAUCAGGCGCCGAGCAAGAAGAAACGCAAAAAGCGGUAUCUACUUGCAACGACUUCCUUGUCGUUUCAGGCCCUAUCCAAGUUAAAGGGUACUGCAAAUCCUUUCAAAAUACCGCUGAGUUCUGUGGUACGACCCUCCAUGCGUGGGUCAGCUCGAGGGAGAACAGUUUCAGUCUCCCUUGUUGCUAAGCUUGAAGUCCCCCAGACUGAGGCGAGACUCAAUGCGCUUGAUUCCUUGGCAUCAGAUGACCAAUACGACGACAACAUCAUGUCACUCGGGUCACCAACUUCAGAACCUGAAUCAGACAGAACAAGUAACUUUCCUUGUUCGAGUCGCGCUAUAACUCCUCCAGUCUCGCUUGAUUUGUCCGGGAUACGUAUUCGUCGAGGAUACUUCUCAGACACAGACGAUGACCGCCCGCUAGACGACCACGUCAAACUCAUCAACGACAGCUACGACAGCUCUGAAUUCACGGACAAUAUCGACUUGAGUGCUGUAGUCCUCAUAAACAAUACCCAACUUGUUCCACUCGCGCCUUCCCUUUUACCCAGAUACACAGAGCAGAUAUCCGUGGACAGUUCGUUGUCGUUUAUCGAUGCCCUUGUUGACUCCUUCUCGUGUUAUGCUGAACUUCGGGUGGCUUGCAGUGACUGCAGUGACUCUGAAUAUGAGCGUAUUUUGGAAAAACUCACGUCUGAAUGGUACUUUGUGGGUGCAUCACUGGUCGCCCUUUCCGGGCUUGACGCGGCUGUCUUCGGUUUUUCGUCCAGCUCAUUGUUCUCCGUCAACAAUUUCGCCCAAAGCUCAAUAGCUAUAGGAAGCGUCGCUUCCGGCAUCGGUCUCGCAAUCGAUGGCUGGUUCCUGUUGGUAUACAGCGGAGCAAACGCUAAAAAGUUCCAGAAACUCGCUCGCGACGUAUACGGCAAAUAUCUGUUCUUUUGCAUAUCGUCGCGUCUUCCUGCUGUAUGCAUGUUUGUAUCAGCAUGCGCAUUAAUGGCCUUUUUGAUUGCAGUAGCAUGGUCUGCCUGGCCUACCGCCGUUUUGGUCAUGUGUUUCACCGCUGGUAUCUUGAUCAGUCUCCAGUUCAUUAUCUAUGGGCUACACUGCGUAGUGGUUUGGGUGACUGAGGUUAUUAGGAGAGUGCGCAGAGGAUUGAUGUGGUGUGUAAGGAGACCGUCCAACGACGUUUCGGAGCACAACGUUUCCGAAAAAUAGUGGUGUAUUUAGAACGAUUUUCUCUCUCUCUCGCUACAUCUGUAAUAUGCAUGGAUCACAAUUUAUUUAUGUUUCAAAAA